This is a messenger RNA of Rasamsonia emersonii CBS 393.64, 1398 nucleotides long. RefSeq lists its product as uncharacterized. The record is from RefSeq and is a predicted model, not a curated record. Lineage: Eukaryota; Fungi; Ascomycota; Eurotiomycetes; Eurotiales; Trichocomaceae. The transcript has 2 exons. Gene Ontology annotation, molecular function: 4-hydroxybenzoate polyprenyltransferase activity. Gene Ontology annotation, biological process: ubiquinone biosynthetic process. Bases 1 to 1398 code for a protein of 465 amino acids. Gene Ontology annotation, cellular component: mitochondrial inner membrane.
AUGCCUACCGAGGCACAGUUCACCGACCAAUCACAAUCAUCUUCGAGGACGGUUAAGAUAAACUCUGGAAGGCUCUAUUCGCCUCAGUUAUUUGCAAUGAUAUCUGCUUCAUCAUGCUUAGUUAUGUCACUCCGUCCGCAGCUUACACAAAGCCUACCGCAAUGGAGGAAUAUUACUUUGAGCUGCGGACAUUGCUUAUCAACUAAGCCUGGACUUCGAUCGACGGCGCCGUUUUUCAGAACUCUGGUACUCGCCAGUUCUCAUUGGAGGUAUCGAGGCCAAGCAUCGCGACGUACACCUACCGGGCGGUCACUAAAGCUUCGUGCUGUGUCUCAAACGUCUCUGGACCGGUAUGCAACAAAUUCGACACAAACGCCCGCUCCUGCGCAAUAUUCGCCGCCUCAAACCGGUCUAAUUUCGCACCUUCCCAAGUCUUGGAUACCAUAUGCCGAAUUAAUACGCCUUGACAAGCCGACUGGUACAUAUUACCUCUUUUUUCCUUGCCUAUUUUCGACACUUCUAGCCGGCUCGCUUGCCAAUCCGAUUGUACCUCCCGUCGAAAUACUCGCAAAAACAGGUCUAUUCUUCACUGGAGCGUUGAUUAUGCGAGGCGCAGGAUGUACUAUCAACGACCUUUGGGAUAGGAAUUUAGACCCCCAUGUUGAACGGACGAAGUUUCGGCCACUCGCUAGAGGGGCAGUGACCCCUCAAAACGCGAUAAUCUUCACAGGCUUCCAGCUCCUUGCUGGUCUCGGUGUUCUCCUUCAGUUUCCUACUCAAUGCUUAUGGUACGGAAUCCCUAGUCUUCUCCUUGUUACAACCUACCCAUUAGCCAAAAGAGUCACGGAUUACCCGCAAUUCGUUCUGGGAUUGACAUUUUCUUGGGGAGCAAUAAUGGGAUUUCCGGCAUUGGGUAUUGAUCUUUUAAGCCGCCCAGAGGCUCUGGGGGCUGCGGCAGCACUAUACUCCAGUUGUGUCGCUUGGACAGUGUUGUACGAUAUGAUAUAUGCUCACAUGGACAUCAAAGAUGACCUCGCGGCUGGAAUCAGGUCAAUCGCCCUACGUCACGAGCAUAAUACUAAAACUGUGUUGUCUGGUUUGGCUGUGACUCAAGUCGCACUUCUUGCCGCUGCUGGAGUAGUCGCGGGAACUGGACCUGUCUUCUUUGUUGGCAGCUGUGGCAGUGCUAUCCUUACUCUCGGCAUAAUGAUUUGGAGAGUUCGCUUGAAGGAUGUGAAGAAUUGUUGGUGGUGGUUCAAGCACGGUUGCUGGAUUACAGGCGGAGGCAUAGCACUUGGUCUGCUCGGCGAAUAUCUUGCUCAAUUGUGGGGCUUGUAUGAUGGAAAGGCCGAAUACAGCAUCGAAAAAGGCCGCAAUGCUACGCAAGACGCCGCAUGA